Molecule: messenger RNA, 2625 nt
Organism: Gadus chalcogrammus (walleye pollock)
Lineage: Eukaryota; Metazoa; Chordata; Actinopteri; Gadiformes; Gadidae
Product: inactive serine/threonine-protein kinase VRK3-like
Exons: 15
Coding region: 125-1699 (524 amino acids)
Biological process (GO): peptidyl-serine phosphorylation; signal transduction
Cellular component (GO): cytoplasm; nucleus
Molecular function (GO): ATP binding; protein serine/threonine kinase activity
Source: RefSeq, a predicted model, not a curated record
GCUAGGCGGCAGCAGCUCAUGAACAGGGCUACGUCCGACUGCUCUUAGAGUAGAAGAAGGUCCACUUCAUAGCAAGCUGCCGGAACUUGGAGCUGUAAACAACAUCAGGAUAAUAAAAAUAAGGAUGCCGUUUCAGUUCUGCCCUCAAUGUGGGACGAAGCUGCAAGCGGAUUUCCGAUUCUGCCCGUCUUGUGGCGAGAAGUUUCCGGCUCCAGCGGGGGCGGGACCAUCGGGAGACGACACAAGCUGUGGUUCUGGAGAGAGUUCGGGCAGUUUCUCUCCCGUCUCCGUCUCCUUCUCCGUCUCCCCCCGGCCUCCUCUGGGGUCGCCGCGUUGCUAUACCAUUCGGGGGAAACGUCCCGCAGAAGAUCCAGCUCCCCUCCAGGAUGCCUCUCCUGUCCUCCCCAAGGGGGGGAGAGCCAGAGGCAAGACACCAACUGCCCUCAAACAGAAAGAUGGGAUGGAGGGUCUGAACGCCCCGCCGGCCAAGAAGGCCCCAACGCCAGUUAAAGGAAGGGGCAGGUCAGUGUGUGAGCGGCAGGUGGAGGAAAAGGAGACCUCAGCAGACAACUUCUCGACCUCCCCCUCCCCGUUCUUCAGGACCUCCCCCGGAGGGGACCCCAGCCCGGGGCCUAAGCCCGCCCAGACGUCCCCUCAGAAGGAGAGCUGGGUCGUACGUCACAAUCACAUCCGCCGGGGGUCGAAGGCAAAGUCAAGGAGCGGCAAGCGCGUGUCUGCUGUGAUACCGCUGCAGGAAGAGGAGGAGCUUACAGACACGGCGUGCAGGAAGUGGAGGCUGGGGAAGCUGCUGAGUCAGACGGAGACGGACCUGGUCUACGAAGCCUUCGCCUCCAACUCUAAGGAAUCCAAACACAUUCUCAAACUGGGCGCUAAAGACGGUCGGAUCUUCAACGAGCAGAACUUCCUGCAGCGCGCUGCUAAAGUCUCAUCAAUGGAAAAGUGGAUCAAAAGCAACAGGCUGGACUUCCUCGGACUGCCCCCCUGUGUGGGCUUCGGUCUCCAUGCACUCCAAUACAGGUUUCUGAUCUUCCCCAGCAUGGGCCAGACCCUGCAGUCCAUCCUGGAGAGCCAAGCCACACUCCCGUCCGAGAGAACGGUUCUCCAGCUGGCCUGCAGGAUCCUGGACGUUCUGACCUUCAUCCACUCCAACGAGUACGUUCACGGGGACAUCAACGCUGAGAACAUCUACAUCUCGACGGAGGACCCCUCCCAGGUGUUCCUCACUGGCUACUCCCACGCCUUCCGCUACUGUCCCGGGGGCCAGCAGGUGGAGUACCGUGAGGCCAGCCGCACGCCACACGAGGGCGCUCUGGAGUACAUCAGCGUGGACGCCCACAAGGGGGCAGGGCCUAGCCGACGCAGUGACCUGCAGAGCCUGAGCUACUGCCUGCUGCACUGGCUCACGGGCACGCUGCCCUGGGACUCAACCAGCGACCCGCAGACCAUCUGCACACAGAAGCAGAGGUUCCUAGAGGACGUUCCCACUCUGCUCAGCAGCUGCUUCGGGGAGAAGAGAGUCUCCAGUGUGGUGCAGCAGUAUGUAACCCAGGUGAUGGCUCUGGGAUACACAGACACACCUGACUACCCUGCCCUUAAGGCAUGCCUGAAUGACGGCCUGCUGGCGCAAGGGGGCGCCCUGGAGCAGCCGUUCAGCGCCGUGACUGCUUCCUACCGCUAGGGGGCGCCCUGGAGCGGCCGCUCAGCUCCGUGUUGGCCUCCUGCCCUGUGGCCACUGAUGAAACUGUUUCGGAUUCAGAACGCUACGUGACUUAAAUACCCGUCUCUUUAUUGUUGUUGAGGAAAGGCACUGAACGGGAUUUUAAAUUAAUACUGGUUUUAGAGUGAAGUUUAAUUUAAAAGUGUGUCAUAUCGUUUCGUUUUACCGGUUGAAUACGUUUUACCAGGAUGACUACUAUCUAGUUGAACUUGAUUUUCAUACACUUUUCAAAUGUUUUUUCCACUGUAGUGUCACUGUUGUUGUUUACAAUACAGUCGUUUACGUCCAAAUGCACUUGGGAAGGGUGACACACUGGAUUAUAAUGUGUUCUAAAUCCUUCACUUAGUUCACCUUUGACUCGUGGAUGAGAUAGUGUGCUGAUGUUUUACUGUUAUUAAUUUUAGGUGCACUUGUUCAAAUAUACAUGUAGCUUUAUGUUUUGUUCUCAAUUUUUUCUAACUUGAUUUUUGUGCUUUGUUAAGUGCUGAAUAUCGUCACAAUAGGUUAUACAUACAAUGCAUUUACAACACGUUAAAACCCACCACAUACACCUCACCGGGAUUGGCUGAAAAGCUAACGGUAAUUUCUCAUGCUUUAGCCUGGAGGCCUUCAUGUCGUGACCUCCCCUGGCAGCGGGGUGGCGCCAGUGUUUCACGUCUUCACAUUUCAUGCGCCAUACUUACAAACAAUACAAACGCUCUCUUUUUUUUUUAUGAAAUCUUUAUAUUUUUAAACAAACAUUAUAUUGACAUUUAAAACCAUAUACACUUUUGUUGACUAUGAAAAUGUAAAUCUCAUGUUUGCAAUUCAGAAAAUAAACAACGUCCUCUUGGCCUGAGUUCCCGCUCUUCAUUCGGUCUUACCGGGUCUCUUAGUGAGGAGCUUAU